This is a messenger RNA of Toxorhynchites rutilus septentrionalis, 1047 nucleotides long. RefSeq lists its product as uncharacterized. The transcript has a single exon. Bases 1 to 1047 code for a protein of 348 amino acids. The record is from RefSeq and is a predicted model, not a curated record. NCBI's taxonomy places the organism in Eukaryota, Metazoa, Arthropoda, Insecta, Diptera, Culicidae.
AUGGAGCACGAGCAGAGGCUACACCAAUUGACGGUACGACGGACUACGCUUAUGGCUUCGCUGGAUCGUGCGGAACAAUUUUUGGAAAGUUUCGUUGACAACAGGGACAGGAUUAUGCUACAAGUACAACUGGAAAAUUUAGAUACAAUUUGGCGUGAAUUAGAAAGCGUUCAGGCUGGUUUGGAAUGUGAAGUAACGAGUGAAGAAGGUAUGAAUCAAAACGCAUGUCACCGUACCUCCUAUGAAAACAAAUGCUUUCGAAUAAAGGCUGGUCUUCUCUCUAAGCUCUCUCCUUUUCUUCCCAAUGAAAACAUCCCCCAAACUCCGCAUGCUAUGGUUUCCUCUAGUCUAAAGGGUCUUAAGCUUCCAACUGUCGCUUUACCAGAGUUUGACGGAGAUUUUAAACAGUGGUUAGCGUUCCACGAUACGUUUUUGGCGCUAAUCCACUCCAAUCCGGACGUACCGGAUAUACAAAAAUUUCACUACCUCCGCGCAGCAGUGAAAGGUGAGGCAGGGCAACUCAUAGAAUCAAUCGGAAUUAGUGCUGUGAAUUACCCGUUAGCCUGGCAAGCUUUAGUCAAUAGGUAUGCUAACGAGUACCUGUUGAAAAAACGGCAUUUGCAAGCAAUGCUGGAAGUUCCACGUGUCAAGAAAGAAACUUCAGCGUCCUUACACGGAAUUGUCGAUGACUUCGAACGGCAUUCAAAGAUAUUGAGACAAAUUGGUGAACCAGUGGAUUCCUGGAGCACAAUCUUGGAACAUUUACUGUGUAUUCGACUACCGGACGAAUCUCUGAAAGCUUGGGAAGACUAUGCGUCCACUAUUGAGGAGCCUACGUACAACGCUCUCGUUGAGUUUUUACCGCGCCGUAUCCGCGUUUUGGAUUCCAUCUCCGUGAAUCACACCCACUCACCAACUUCUUACGUCACGACCACAAAUGUUUCAACAGCUCGAAGGUCUUCCAAUCCUAGACCAUCUACCAGAUCUGCUGUGGAUACCUCCACUAGGUGUUACGCGUGUGAGCAACGCUAUCCAUUGUUCAAAUGA